CUAAGUGGAUUAACGCCGAGUACGGAGCCCUAGGAUCAGUCUGGGUGUAUGUCGCAGGAGGUUUUCCUCCACGGCUUACGGAUGUCCUAGGAUGGCGGCGCUACCGCCCGUGCCGGUUGCUGAGGGUGCGAUUGUGACCGUAGUACCUGUGUCGGGUGCCGACAGCUAUGGUGAGACGCCUGAAGUCGAAGGAGAAGGAGUUGGAAUAGCGGGCGAAGAGAAGGACUCAUCCACGAGAGGAGCGGAGGCCUUUGGGGACAGCGAGGAGGACGGAGAGGAUGUUUUCGAGGUGGAGAAGAUCCUGGACAUGAAGACUGAGGGGGGUAAAAUCCUUUAUAAAGUCCGAUGGAAGGGCUAUACAUCAGAUGAUGAUACAUGGGAACCUGAGAUUCAUUUGGAGGACUGCAAAGAAGUUCUUCUUGAAUUUAGGAAGAAAGUUGCAGAGAACAAAGCUAAAGCAGUCAAGAAGGAUAUUCAGAGACUGUCUUUAAAUAAUGACAUAUUCGAGGCAAACUCUGAUAGUGAUCAGCAAAGUGAGACAAAAGAAGAUACUUCCCCAAGGAAGAAAAAGAAAAAGAUAAGGCAUAAAGAAGAGAAAAGCCCAGAUGAUUUAAAAAAGAAAACAAAAACUGGGAAACUAAAAGAUAAAACCAAACCAGAGCUAGAGAGCUCCUCUGAAAAUUUAGUAUUUGAUUUAAGGACAAAGAAAAGAAUUUUGGAAGCCAAAGAAGAAUUAAAAGACUCCAAGAAGCCCAAAAAGGAUGAAAUCAAAGAAGCUAAGGAAUUAAAGAAAGUUAAAAAGGCUGAUAGAGAUUUAAAGACUAAAAUAAGAGAAGAUCCCAAAGAAAACAGAAAAACAAAAAAAGAGAGUAUUGAAUCUCAGCUAGAGUCUGAAUCAAAUGUGCUUAAUGAUUCCCCUUUUCAGGAGGAUGACAGUGAAGAGUUAUUUCCUGACAACAGAGAAGAGAAACAAAAAAUUAAAAGUACAAAAGAAGCAUGUCAGGAGGCAAUUCAAGAGAGUAGUUUUGAGAAACAAUUGGAUGGAACUAUAAGUGCUGAUGAGGAUGCUGAUGUCAAAGCCAAGAGGAAAAAAAAGAAGCCGAGAAAGACUGAGGAACCAAAAGAGAGCAAAAAGCUAGAAAAUAAGAACAUCUUCUCAGAGAAAAAAACUACACCUAAAAAACAAAGGAAUCAAGACAAAGGAAGAAGUAACACAGAGUUAGAUAAGCUGACCUCACCUCCAUCUGCUCAAAUACAGAAGGAUUCCAGGUCUGGUGGGGAAGAGAGAGUGCUCAGAUCCUCUGACUCAACUGAGGAGGUAAGGAGACCAAAAAAAAAUGAACCCAAAGAAAAAUACCAGAAAAGAUAUGAUUUAGACAAGGAAGAAAAAGCAAAAGAGCCAAAGGGAUUAAAGACAUUUAAAGAAAUCAGAAAUGCAUUUGAUUUAUUAAAAACUACAGAAGAGAAAAGUGAUGUUUCUGAGAAUAAUCGGAAAAGAGAAGAAAUACCACUGGAUUGUAAAACCACAGAAGAUCAUAAAACCAAGGAAAACAAGUAUUCACUUAAAGAAAGGAAGAAUACCAGAGAUGAAACUGACACUUGGGCUUACAUCGCUGCAGAAGGUGAUCAGGAAAUUUUGGACAGUAUAUGCCACACGGAUGAGAAUUCAGAUGGUAGGCAACAGAUUUUGAGUUUGGGCAUGGACCUGCAGCUGGAAUGGAUGAAAUUAGAAGAUUUUCAAAAGCAUCUCGAUGGGGAAGAUGAGACUUUUGUCACAACAGAUACAAUUCCUAGUAAUGUGUUGAGGGAUGCUGUGAAAAAUGGGGAUUAUAUUACUGUAAAGGUUGCACUUAACUCAAAUGAAGACUACAACCUAGACCAAGAGGAUUCCAGCGGGAUGACACUGGUGAUGCUUGCUGCAGCAGGAGGUCAGGAUGACCUCUUGAGACUUCUUAUCACCAAAGGCAAGGUGAAUGGACGACAGAAGAAUGGAACCACAGCCCUCAUCCAUGCUGCUGAGAAGAACUUUUUAACCACAGUGGCUAUUCUUUUGGAAGCUGGAGCUUUUGUAAAUGUCCAGCAGAGCAAUGGUGAGACUGCACUCAUGAAAGCCUGUAAAAGAGGAAAUUUGGACAUUGUACGGCUCGUAAUUGAAUGUGGAGCUGACUGCAAUAUUUUGUCAAAGCACCAAAAUAGUGCAUUGCAUUUUGCAAAGCAGUGUAACAACGUGCUUGUGUAUGACUUGCUGAAGAGCCAUUUAGAGACGCUUUCAAGAGUGGCAGAAGAGACAAUCAAGGAUUACUUUAAAGCUCGCCUUGCUCUGCUGGAACCUGUUUUCCCAAUAGCAUGCCACAGACUCUGUGAGGGGCCAGAUUUCUCAACAGAUUUUAAUUACAAACCCCCACAGAACAUACCAGAAGGCUCUGGCAUCCUCCUCUUUAUUUUCCAUGCAAACUUUUUGGGUAAAGAAGUUAUUGCUCGGCUCUGUGGACCAUGCAGUGUACAAGCCGUAGUUUUAAAUGAUAAAUUUCAACUUCCUGUUUUUCUGGAUAGUCAUUUUGUUUACUCAUUCAGCCCUGUUGCAGGCCCCAAUAAGCUCUUUAUAAGGUUGACAGAAGCACCCUCCGCCAAGGUGAAACUGCUGAUAGGUGCAUACAGAGUACAGCUGCAGUGACCAAACAGAACUGGAUGGAGUUACUUUCAGACCUAUUCCUAUGUACUUUUUUGGAGCAGUUUGGAAUUCUGGCACCACUAAAAUUUUCAAAUGUAAAGUUUCAUCUGUAAACUUUUUGCAGUUUAAGCUUGUCAUCUGUUAUAGUCUGUAAGAUGGGGCGUGAUGGCUCUAAUACAUGUAAAAUACAGAUUAAGUACUUGUGCCAGUGUUCUGAAAUCUUAGCAUUAUAUCCAGACUGCAUAUUUCUUUUUUCCACAAUGUGGAAAGAUACAUGAGGGUUAUUUAAGAAAAUUAAAAAACAAAAUACUUUUUUUGACUCAAAAUUUUUCUACUAUCCCUGGUGAAUUUCUGUGUUAAGGAAAAAAUUUAGAUGCAAAGCAUUUACUUACAGCAGAGGAGGCAUGCUGUAUUCAAAUUAUCCAAGCACUGAAUAAAGGAAAUUUUCUGGCCUUGAAAGAUGACUGGUCUAAUGUGGUGAUGGGAUAGUUAAUAUAGAGGUGCCCCACCCCCAGCAGAAAGGGCAGAGUUGGCAGUACCUUUGAAAAGGUGAAGUGCAAGAAUCUAAAUCAAGACAUUGUGAGGCCUAAGAGUAUAACAUGUGAAUUUCUACCAAGUUAAUUUUGAAAAGCCAUUUCCCUGUUUUGAACAUGACUAGGAAGGCUGGCAUUGGGUCCCAGCUGAGCCUUGUUAUGCCACUACAGCAUUGGAUGCCACAGUGUCCCUUGCAGGAAGGCACUGCCACAGACCUCACAACCUCUUCAAGCAAUUGCUGAAUUCGUUAUUUAAAGAAAGAAUUUUAGAAAGUCGUGUAAUGUUAGACCCACAUAGGUACAGUGUGUAGACAUUUCAGAAAAUCGUGUAUACAACCUAAAUCAUUUUUUCGAGUUUACAUCCUAUUUUUUUCUCAAUAAAACAUGAUCUUGGUCUAUUUACAUCUUAAAUCUCAGGACUGCAAAACAAGGUAGAUAAUAUAUAUGAUUUUCUAGCUAAAUGAUGGCUGGGGUUGAACUUUUUCACCUAAACAUACUAGUACUGAUUUCAUAGCUUUCUGGGGGAAGAUUAGGAGGUCUGCAUUAGUAAUGGUAUAAGUCAGGAACAAUAAGAAAAAUAUAAAUCAGUGACAUAUACAUAUGUAAAAGAAUCUUGAAGUAAAAUUUGUUACCUCAAAAUCUUUCCCAAGUUGAACAGCCUUACUGGAAAACAUUACAAAGUGAUCUGCUGCUUCAUCAAGGAGGCAGGGCUAUCCAAACUAAAAACCAAAUAGGAAAUCUGUAUAGUUCCUUUAGUUUAGGAUGAUAAAUGUUGAAGCUGUGGUAAGUUAGUAAGGAUGAGAUCUUUUAACAGGCAAAAAUCAAUGACUGGGAAAGUGGACAAGUUAAUUUGAAUGAAACAUGAAACUGUGGGGUAAUGUGCUAACAGGAUUGUCUGUAUGUCAUCUUUUCCCAGAUGUGACAAUAAGUUGUGUAUCUACUAGAAAUAGAAUGUGGAGCCACACAAUUUAAUGCAUUUAUUUUGCUGUAAUCCAUAGUUUCUCAAUAGAUGGACAAAAAGCCCAUUUGUGUUUGUGGAUAAGUAAAAAUAAUUAAAUGCUGAAAAUUCAGGAUAAUGAAGAAGACUUUAAUCAACCAAAAACUCCCUGGAAAGCUACUUAUUGCUCAUAAGCAGGUUCUCUAGUGAGGUUUCCUUUGAUGUAAUGCUGCUACUUACACUUUUGUAUCUGAUUAAAAAAAAAAAAAAAAAGGAAAACAGUUAACAGCUUUA
Messenger RNA from Sciurus carolinensis (gray squirrel), 4435 nucleotides. It is a transcript of the gene Mphosph8, whose product is annotated as M-phase phosphoprotein 8. The record is from RefSeq and is a predicted model, not a curated record. Gene Ontology annotation, cellular component: cytoplasm; nucleus. Gene Ontology annotation, molecular function: protein binding. NCBI's taxonomy places the organism in Eukaryota, Metazoa, Chordata, Mammalia, Rodentia, Sciuridae.